GGCACAGUCGCGGGAACAGCGCGGAGCAGGUAACGGCCCCGCUGCCGCACUCGUUCCCCGCAGCCGGUUACCCUGUUACAGCCCCAGCGCUGGGCCCUUCCGGACCCGCCUGCUACGCUCUUUCUGGGCUUCCAGUAUCGCCGGUCACUCAGUCCUCGCCCCUGCCUGCCUCGCUAGCGCCCCGCAGUUUCCUCCUCGCGGCGCGGUCUGCCAAGGAACAGCUACCCCGGCUCGGCAGUGACCGGGCGCCCCGGCGACACACGUACUCUCAGGCCCGCUGGGCAGGGGGACGGCCUGGGCCGAGAGAAGCACCAAAAGAGGCAAACUGAGAUGCAGACAAAUGAUCAUCUGUAUGCUGAUCAUUUUGAAUAGUUUUUUAAAAUAUAUUCUUUCUUUAAAAAGAGACCAAAACCUGUCAAAAAAAUACUACCGUGGAAAGCUCAUAAAUACCGCAGUGGGAAGAACCCUGUGCUUAUCUUCAGUUUAUCGUCAGACAUCUUAGGGAAGUUUGAUAAAGGACACCAGAGACAGGGUUUUGCCAUGUUGCCCAGGCUGGUCCUGAACUUCUGAGCUCAAGCUGUCCACCUACCUCAGCCUCCCAAAGUGCUGGUAUUUCAGAUGUGAGCCACAAUGCCCGGCCUGGAUUCUUCUUAAUCUAGAUGCAGAGGUUCACAAAUAAGGAUCUGCUUCUGUCCACCACUACACAGCAGAAUGUGUCUGGAAAGAGAAAUUCUUUGCCUUAGGAUUGUGUAAUGCUCCCACCAGUGUGUUGUUGCAGUCAUGGUGCUUAAUGAAAAAAGCACUGCCCCUGGAGCUGGGACAGUCUCUGAACUUUGAACCUGUCUGAACCUAUUCCCUCUAGGUGGCUGAGAUGAGGUGAUGUGAAAGCAGCUUGUACAAAGAGAAUUGAGAAUUAAAUGAAAAGGUAAUCCUUUUAAAGACCUCAGAAGAUGGAUCUGUUUGUUUCAAUCUGCUUUUGAGGUUGUUUGCUAUGUCUUUGGCUGAUCUAACAAAAACAAAUAUAGAUGAGCAUUUCUCCAGCGUGGCAUUAGAAAACAAUAGGAGGUCUGCAGAAUGCAAGAGAAGCCCAGGCACAGGCGAUUUUUCACGGAACAGUAAUGCUUCCAAUAAGAGUGUCGAUUAUAGCAGAUCUCAGUGCUCCUGUGGAAGUUUAAGUUCUCAGUAUGAUUAUUCAGAAGACUUUGUCUGUGAUUGUUCAGAAAAGGCUAUUAAUAGAAAUUAUUUAAAGCAGCCUGUGGUAAAAGAAAAGGAGAAGAAAAAGUAUAAUGUUUCUAAAAUCUCCCAAUCUAAAGUUAACAGGUGGCCUUGUUACAGAGUACCACAAUACUUGGAUUUCACUGGCUUCUUGCCUUUCAUCUCAGCUGAAGAAUCAGUGUUUGACUCGCCAGUGAAAUGUAAAUAUCUGUCUCAGCACCCCAAGAGGAUGGUCUCCAAGUCUGGCCAGAAGGAAAUCUCAGUUGAAAAAAAGCACACCUGGAAUGCAUCACUCUUUAAUUCUCAAAUCCAUAUGAUUGCCCAAAGAAGAGAUGCUAUGGCUCAUCGAGUACUCUCAGCAAGGCUUCAUAAAAUUAAAGGACUAAAAAAUGAAUUAGCUGAUAUGCAUCAUAAAUUGGAAGCCAUCCUUACAGAAAACCAAUUUUUGAAACAACUUCAGCUUAGGCAUUUGAAAGCUAUAGGAAAAUAUGAAAAUUCACAAAAUAAUCUACCUCAAAUUAUGGCUAAACAUCAGAAUGAAGUAAAAAAUUUAAGGCAACUACUUAGGAAAUCCCAGGAAAAGGAAAGAACUGUAUCUAGGAAACUUAGAGAAACUGACAGCCAGUUACUGAAGACUAAAGAUACCUUGCAGGCACUGCAGAAACUUUCUGAAGACAAAAACCUUGCAGAAAGGGAAGAACUCACUCAUAAAUUAUCUAUUAUCACAACAAAAAUGGACGCAAAUGACAAAAAAAUACAGAGCUUGGAAAAACAACUGAGGUUGAACAGCAGAGCCUUUAGCCGGCAGCUGGCUAUUGAGUCUCGGAAGACUUUAGCAGCUCAAACAGCUACCAAGACUCUGCAGGUGGAAGUAAAACACCUUCAACAAAAACUUAAGGAAAAGGAUCGUGAGCUUGAAAUUAAAAACAUCUAUAGUCAUCGAAUACUUAAAAAUUUACACGACACAGAGGACUAUCCAAAAGUUUCUUCAACAAAAUCAGUCCAAGCAGACAGAAGAAGUUUGCCAUUCACAAGUAUGAGACACCAGGGAACCCAAAAAUCAGAUAUUCCACCUUUGUCAACUAAGGGUAAAAAGGCAACAGGAAACAUUGAUCAUAAAGAAAAAUCAACUGAAAUAAAUCAUGAAAUUCCUCACUGUGUCAAUAAACUACCAAAGCAAGAGGAUUCUAAGAGAAAAUAUGAAGAUUUAUCAGGGGAAGAGAAACAUUUGGAAGUCCAAAUACUGCUGGAGAAUACUGGAAGACAAAAAGACAAAAAAGAGGACCAAGAAAAGCAAACCAUUUUUGUGAAAGAAGAGCAAGAACUACCACCAAAAAUAAUUGAAGUUAUUCAUCCUGAAAGAGAAAGCAAUCAAGAAGAUGUUCUAGUAAGAGAAAAGUUUAAAAGAAGCAUGCAGAGAAAUGGCAUGGAUGACACACUUGGCAAAGGCACUGCUCCCUACACAAAAGGCCCCCUCAGACAAAGAAGGCAUUACUCAUUCACAGAAGCAACUGAAAACCUGCAUCAUGGGCUUCCUGCUUCAGGGGGACCACCCAAUGCCGGCAACAUGAGGUACAGUCAUAGUACAGGCAAGCAUCUCAGUAACAGAGAGGAAAUGGAGCUAGAGCAUUCUGACAGUGGGUAUGAGCCCUCAUUUGGUAAGUCUUCCAGAAUAAAAGUGAAGGAUACAACUUUCAGAGAUAAGAAAAGCAGUCUCAUGGAAGAACUCUUUGGAUCAGGCUACGUCAUGAAAACUAACCAAUCAAGUCCUGGUGUUGCAAAAGGCUCAGAGGAGCCUUUGCAAAGUAAGGAGUCGCAUCCCCUGCCUCCCAGUCAGGCCUCUGCCAGCAAUGCUUUCGGAGACUCUAAAGUAACUGUGGUAAAUUCUGUUAAGCCAUCGUCACCUACAGAAGGAAAAAGAAAAAUAAUUAUUUAAAUAUAAUCAAUAUCCUAAUGCAUUCUGGUUUGACAUAAUGCUGCUUAUGUGCCUUGCAUCUUAUUUUUGAAAUGUGUGAGAGAGGGAGUGUAUGUAUGUGUGUGUUUUAGGACUUAAUUGACUUUUGAUAAUUAAAUUUUUGUUUUAUUGCUAAUCUAGUAAAAAAUCUAUUUUAUAUUAGCCAAUGAUAACACUUCAAAUACAAAUUUACAUCUUUACAACUG
Messenger RNA from Pongo pygmaeus (Bornean orangutan), 3375 nucleotides. It is a transcript of the gene LCA5L, whose product is annotated as lebercilin LCA5 like. NCBI's taxonomy places the organism in Eukaryota, Metazoa, Chordata, Mammalia, Primates, Hominidae. Gene Ontology annotation, cellular component: axoneme. Bases 992 to 3151 code for a protein of 719 amino acids. The transcript has 13 exons. The record is from RefSeq and is a predicted model, not a curated record. Gene Ontology annotation, biological process: intraciliary transport.